Eremothecium cymbalariae DBVPG#7215 is the source of this 3084-nucleotide messenger RNA. RefSeq lists its product as uncharacterized. The coding region runs from base 1 to 3084 and encodes 1027 amino acids. The record is from RefSeq and is a predicted model, not a curated record. Gene Ontology annotation, cellular component: peroxisomal matrix. Lineage: Eukaryota; Fungi; Ascomycota; Saccharomycetes; Saccharomycetales; Saccharomycetaceae. Gene Ontology annotation, molecular function: serine-type endopeptidase activity; ATP-dependent peptidase activity; ATP hydrolysis activity. The transcript has a single exon. Gene Ontology annotation, biological process: protein targeting to peroxisome; protein catabolic process; protein quality control for misfolded or incompletely synthesized proteins.
AUGGUGUCUUCAAUGAUCGAUAAGAAGGGUCAGCUUAAGCUGGAUAAGGUCCCUUGCUUCAGUUUAUAUGAUAUGCAGAACCUAGUUCCCUUACCGGGGAUAUUCUACAGCGUGAAGCUGACUAAACAGAAUGGUACGAAACUUUUACAAGGGUUAAAGGCUGAACCGGGUUUUGAAAACCAUGAUUUAUUGAAGAAUAUUAAUAUUGAUGAUAUUACAAGGACACGAGAGUUGGAUGAUAGUGUUAUGAUGUCAAUGCGGGUCUUUCAGGAUAAUAGUUAUAUGGUGAAAGAUAAGAAGUCACCUUCUAUCUAUAUUUGUUUGAUCCCAGCUGCAGAUCAUAGUAUAGGGUGUAUUUCGGUGAUUAGUGAAGUACAGUUUGAAGGUUUGAGCUGUACAAUCACAUUCAGGUUGUUGGCGAGAGCAGUUAUUGACCAACCAGUUUUGAAUAUGAAAAAUGAGCUUUGGUACAGCCCAGUAACUGUGUUAGAUGAUUUGAAACUGAUUUCUUCUUGGAACCAGAAGCAACUAGAUAUCUCGAAGUAUGGCGUAUUUGAUUCAUUUAAUAAAUUAGAUGCUUCUAUCGAGGAUUUUAAGGAAAGGUACAAGACUUCGAUCAAGCAGCCCAUUACUGAAAGUGGCCGAGCUUUGCUCAUCUCUCCCUUAGCUAACUUCCUAUACGUUUAUUUGAAAAAAUCACAAUUUUCACGUUUAUGGGAGACGUUAAAGAUAAUGUGCGCGGGGAUUUCUGCGAAGAAGCCUGGCAAACAAACUGUUCUUGAUUUCAUGGCCUUGAUGGAUUUAGUGAUUGCUGUGUUGCCUACUACAGUACCCCAGAAGUUGCAAUUUUUGGGUGCUACUGAUCCGUCCUUAAGGAUUACAAAGUUUGUUGAAGAACUUGUAAAUUUUAAUGAGAUUUUCGUUGCCCUGCAUCGAAGUUCUGAAUACCUGGGUAGGCAUUAUGCAUGUGCCACGGACUUGGAAAAAGCCAAGUUCCUUGCAAAUCAUUUCAAGUCAUUAAAUCUAUAUAUUGAUGAUAUGAAAAACAAUAAUUCUGAUCGUGCCAUGAUGCGUGGAUCUAAAUCACCAGAAAAGUCAUCCCGACAGGGGGUCCUUGGUACCCCCCCUGACAAGUCUGCUCAAGGAUCAUUUGGCAAUGGUGACGGCGACGGUGAUGACCUAGUAGAGUUGGGCAAAUUUAUUAACAGCUUAGAGUCAAAAAACGUACACCCUGAUGGAAUUAAGAUUCUCAAAAAAGCUUUCAAGAGAAUUUCCAAGAUGCAAACACAAUACUCUGAAUACCAAGUUCUACGUAAUUAUUUUGAUAUCAUCAUGGAAAUCCCGUUUGGAAUCUAUACUGAAAACAAAUCAAUAGACUUGGCUACUGCUAAAGAGAAGUUAGAUAGCGACCAUUAUGGAUUAGUUCAAGUGAAAAGGAGAUUAUUAGAGUACCUAAGUGUUUUAAAGCUUAGAGAAAUGUUACACCAAACUGGACUUAAAGAAAAAGCGAAUACUGAUACCAUCUCUGCUACUACUCCAGUAGUUAAUGCGAGCAUUAACAAAAGCUAUCGGAAAACCCCAAAGCCGCCCUUCUUACUCCUCGUAGGCCCUCCGGGUGUCGGUAAAAGCUCCAUCGCAAACAGUGUCGCUAAUGUGCUCGGCCGUAAAUUCCAACGCAUAUCUCUAGGCGGUGUCCACAACGAGGCAGAUAUCCGUGGCCACCGUCGAACCUACGUUGGUUCUAUGACAGGUCAGAUCAUCAAUGCUCUUUGUAAGGCAGGAUGCAUGAACCCCGUUAUUCUUUUGGACGAGAUAGAUAAGGUGCUGGAUAUGAAUUCUGGAACUGGCCGCCAUGGCAGCCGCAUCAACGGGGAUCCUGGUGCUGCAUUAUUGGAAGUACUUGAUCCGGAACAGAAUGAUUCCUUCAUGGAUCACUACGUCGGAUUUCCAGUGGAUUUGUCAAGAGUAUUAUUUUUGUGUACUGCAAAUGACUUGUCUGGUCUCUCAGCACCCUUAAGAGACCGUAUGGAACUAAUCACCAUAGAAGGUUAUACUUCUCAAGAAAAAAUCGCCAUUGGCCGUGACUUUCUCCUCCCCAAGCAGAUUAGUUUGAAUAGUCUCGACCUCAUCGGUACCCAUUUGGAACUAGCUCACGACGCCUGGGAGUCAAUUGUCACAGAAUAUACAAGAGAGCCUGGCAUUCGUAACUUAAACCGCCGAAUAGCCGCAGUGGUCCGCGGCAAAGUUAUCGAGCAUGUUGAAAACAAUAUGCAAUCCGAAUCUCAUCACACAAUUUCGAAAGAUCAAUUACCGAAGUACUUAGGCCUUCCAUUACACCCAAUUGUCCAUGAACUUACUUACCAAACUUCGUUUGCUCUCAAAUACGGUAGCGUCAAUGGCCUAUCCUACAAUUCUGACGGCUCAGGCAGCGUCCUCGUUUUCGAAGUUAUUCGAAACGGCACUACCAAAGAAGCAGGCCCCAUAGUCCACACCACGGGAAACCUGGGAUCCAUAUUGGAAGAAUCCAUACGCAUAUCCACAAGCCUCGUGAAAUCCCUACUCAUUCGCCAAAUUGUCCACGAUGAAAACCCUAAUUCUACUAAACCCAUCAAAGAAUUUCUCUCCACAGAAUGCCAUCUACAUGUCCCAAUGGGUGCAAUAUCGAAAGACGGCCCUAGCGCAGGCGCCGCCAUAUCCCUAGCCUUGCUUUCCCUAGCAUUUAAACGACCAGUAGACACUAGACUCUGCAUUACCGGCGAAAUAACCUUGAGAGGCAAAAUCCUCCCCGUCGGCGGCAUAAAGGAAAAACUUCUCGGUGCUCAACUCUACGGCAUGUCUCAUGCAUUAAUACCCAAGGGAAACCGCAACGACGUAAUCCAAACUGUUUACCCCUACACAGAUCAACAACAAGCGGCCUUAGAUGACCUUUCAAUGCCUGAAUUAAAAGAAAUCCGCAGCAAAAUAGGUAUCAAAGUCUCCUACUGCAAUGAUCUUCAUGACCUUGUCUCCAACGUAUGGCCCCAUAACUCCUCAGUAUUAUGGUCCGACCAACUAAACCCAACACCACGCCCAUACGCUCUAUAA